This is a messenger RNA of Haemorhous mexicanus (house finch), 2018 nucleotides long. RefSeq names its product apoptosis inducing factor mitochondria associated 1 (gene AIFM1). The coding region runs from base 61 to 1875 and encodes 604 amino acids. Gene Ontology annotation, biological process: mitochondrial respiratory chain complex assembly; apoptotic process. Gene Ontology annotation, cellular component: cytoplasm; mitochondrion. Lineage: Eukaryota; Metazoa; Chordata; Aves; Passeriformes; Fringillidae. The record is from RefSeq and is a predicted model, not a curated record. Gene Ontology annotation, molecular function: NAD(P)H oxidase H2O2-forming activity; FAD binding; protein dimerization activity. The transcript has 17 exons.
UGCGCGGCGGGGCCGGGCCGGGCCGGCGGGGCCGCGACCGAGGGACCGGCGACUGGCGACAUGUUCCGCUGGCGCGCGGGCCUGGCGCGCGCCAUGCGCCCCCCGCAGCGGGGACGCGCCCACGCGGGCACGUUGUUGCAGCGCUGGAAUGUGCCCCCAGACCUGCAGCUGAGCAGACAAGUGGCUAGCACAGGCGUGCCUGGGCAAAAGGGCAGUAAUUCGGUUUUUGUCCUUAUUAUGGGCUUGUCCACCUUAGGAGCAGGUGCCUAUGCGUACAAAGCAAUACAGGAGAGCAAAGAGCGAUAUGCCAGCCGGCUCGCCAGGAUAUCUGGGCAAUCCCAAGACCAUGAGUCUUCUGCCUCAGGUGCAGGUGCUGCUCCUCAGGGCACAGCAGCUCCGGGCACUCAUCCCAAGGUCCCAUCCCAUGUCCCUUUCCUGCUCAUUGGGGGAGGAACUGCUGCUUUUGCUGCUGCCAGAUCCAUCCGGGCCCGCGACCCCGGCGCGCGGGUGCUGAUUGUGUCUGAAGAUCCUGCCCUGCCCUACAUGCGUCCACCCCUUUCCAAAGAACUGUGGUUUUCCGAUGAUCCCAGUGUGACAGAGACGUUGCGGUUCAAGCAGUGGAACGGCAAGGAGAGGAGUAUCUAUUUCCAGCCACCAUCUUUCUACGUGCCUGUCGAGGACCUGCCUUCUGUGGAAAAUGGUGGGGUGGCAGUUCUGCCUGGCAAGAAGGUUGUGCACAUGGAUGUUAGAGGGAACACAGUGAAGCUUAGUGAUGGGACCCAGAUAUCCUACGACAAAUGUCUCAUUGCCACUGGGGGAUCCCCAAGGAACCUGCCUGCCAUCGAAAGAGCAGGAAAGGAUGUGCAGAAAAGGCUGACCCUGUUCCGAAAGAUUGAAGAUUUCCGAAGGCUGGAGAAGAUUUCCAGGGAAGUCAAGUCCAUCACAAUUAUUGGUGGUGGUUUCCUCGGCAGUGAGCUGGCCUGCGCUCUGGGAAGGAGAGCACGAACCCAAGGCCUGGAGGUGAUUCAGCUGUUUCCAGAGAAUGGCAACAUGGGCAAAGUUCUGCCGGAAUACUUGAGCAACUGGACCACGGAGAAAGUCAGAAGAGAGGGGGUCAAUGUCCUGCCUAAUGCUGUGGUCAAAUCCGUCUCUGUCUCUGGCAACCGGCUGGUGAUUAAACUGAAGGACGGCCGGAAGGUGGAGACAGAUCACAUUGUGGCCGCAGUGGGGCUGGAGCCCAAUGUGGAACUGGCCAAGUCAGCGGGGCUGGAGGUGGACUCGGACUUUGGGGGGUUCCGGGUGAACGCAGAGCUGCAGGCACGCUCCAACAUUUGGGUGGCAGGGGAUGCUGCCUGCUUUUAUGACAUCAAACUGGGCCGCAGGCGUGUGGAGCACCAUGAUCACGCCGUGGUGAGCGGGAGACUGGCUGGAGAAAACAUGACAGGAGCUGCAAAGCCCUACUGGCACCAGUCCAUGUUCUGGAGUGAUCUGGGCCCCAACGUGGGGUACGAAGCCAUCGGCCUCGUGGACAGCAGUUUGCCCACAGUAGGAGUGUUUGCAAAGGCGACAGCGAAGGACACGCCAAAAAGCGCGACAGAACAGUCAGGGACUGGAAUUCGAUCUGAGAGUGAAACAGAAGUGGAAGCCUCAGAAGUUCACAUCUCUCAAAGCUCUUCACCAAUGCCUCAAGUCCCAAAGCAAGGAGAAGAUUAUGGCAAAGGUGUCAUUUUCUACCUCAGGGAUAAAGUCGUGGUGGGAAUUGUGUUGUGGAACAUCUUCAACAGGAUGCCCAUUGCUCGGAAGAUCAUCAAAGAUGGGGAGGAGCAUGAGGACCUCAACGAAGUAGCAAAGCUCUUCAAUAUCCACGAAGACUGAACUCCACAGCAGGAACACCUGGAGGGAGUGGGCUGCUGGCUGUGUGCACCCCUGCACCUUGAGCAGCUUCCUGGGAGCACUUGGGAAUAUUCCACUCACCCAAGCCCAGUGUUUGCACCAAUAAAGUCAGAUUGUUCUAGUCA